Molecule: messenger RNA, 942 nt
Organism: Pyrenophora tritici-repentis Pt-1C-BFP
Lineage: Eukaryota; Fungi; Ascomycota; Dothideomycetes; Pleosporales; Pleosporaceae
Molecular function (GO): protein binding
Source: RefSeq, a predicted model, not a curated record
AUGGCUUCCUCAGAUCUAGACACGCUCAUCGACAUGGGCUUCCCCCGCGAACGCGCCGAGCUCGCCGUCAAGGCUACCGGUGGUCUGCAACCAGCCAUUGAUUGGCUCGAGACCAACCAGGACAAAACCAUCGAAGAGAUCAAGCAACAGCAAGCCGGCGCCGCCGAUGACGCUUCAGAAGAGCCGCCAGCCCUCAAGCCCGGCGAAGAAGCCAGAUCGCUCGUUUGCGAAGAUUGUGGCAAGAAGUUCCGCUCGAUGAACCAAGCUACAUUCCACGGCGAGAAGACGGGCCACGAAAACUUCGCCGAAUCGACCGAAGAAAUUGCUCCCCUCACAGAAGAAGAGAAGAAGCAGAGGCUGCAGGAGCUACGCGAGAAGUUGGCCGAGAAGCGUGCAAAGGAGUCUGAGCAGGACAAGGAGGACCGCAAGAGGAACGAGCAGAUCCGCCUAAAGGCUACAAAGGAGUCGCAAGACAUCAAGGAAGAGCUACAGAAGAAGGAGCGCCUUAAGGAGGCUGCCGCCAAGCGCGCAGAGAAGAAGGCUGACGAAGACGCGAGGAAACGCGUCCUGGCCAAGUUGGAGGCAGACAAGCAAGAGCGAAAGCGCAAAGCCGAGAUCGAAAAAGCAAAGCGAGCGGGUCAGGCUCCUCCUCCUGCACAACCCCAGGCUCCUCUGGCUACGUCUUCGGGUCCUACGACUAGCAAACCUGCAAGCGCCUACACCGAGGCACGGCUUGCACUUCAGACAUCGGGAGGAAGGGUCAUGAAGACGUUCCCGGUUGAGACAACACUCUUUGAGGUCGCACAUGCGUUGGAGCAGGAUGGAACUACCGUCAACACCUUUACCACAAACUUCCCCAAGAAGACGUAUGACCGCACCGACUUUGGCAUGACGCUUAAAGAGGCGGGCAUGGUACCUAGUGCGGCUUUGAUCAUCGGAUAG